Messenger RNA from Aspergillus aculeatus ATCC 16872, 474 nucleotides. RefSeq lists its product as uncharacterized. Bases 1 to 474 code for a protein of 157 amino acids. The transcript is spliced from 3 exons. NCBI's taxonomy places the organism in Eukaryota, Fungi, Ascomycota, Eurotiomycetes, Eurotiales, Aspergillaceae. The record is from RefSeq and is a predicted model, not a curated record.
AUGGCUUCCGAUGCUGCUGGACCCCUGGACCUAUCCCGCGAAGUCGAAAAGCCAGGACCCCCAAUCGUCCUGCAAAAAUGGAAAGCGAGCCCACCGCAAAACGCUCCAUUAUUCGACUUUCGUCUGAUUUUUAGCGGCGCCAUCAGUUCCGGCUAUGGGUUUCUCGCUUGUCCGCCCUCACAGAGUCCCGAUCAAGAGGUUGAGGUGCAGGUAGAGUGGGACCUUACGCACGCUCCGCCCAUGACCAGGGCCAUCUGGAUCUUUGGCGAGGGUCCCAAUCCUGUUUGUCGAACUAUGACAUAUGCCGAGAUUCAAGCGACGUAUUUCAUGGUCGGUCGGGUCUCCUCACACGGGGACGAGCGCUUUGGCAUGUACUGGAUGGGAGAUCCAACCUUCGAUGCACACCUUAUGGCGGAAUUUUUCAAUGAUCAGGAGGAUCCCUACCGCAUCUUCAUUCGGUACAACCCGUAUUAA